Brassica napus (rape) is the source of this 2467-nucleotide messenger RNA. Its product is annotated as UPF0496 protein At5g66670-like. Bases 1105 to 2262 code for a protein of 385 amino acids. The transcript has a single exon. The record is from RefSeq and is a predicted model, not a curated record. Lineage: Eukaryota; Viridiplantae; Streptophyta; Magnoliopsida; Brassicales; Brassicaceae.
UUUUUAUAAGUAUAAGAUCUUAUUUGCAAUUAUUAAUAAAAUAAAAAUGAAAUCAUUUAAGAAAUAUUAUUUUUGGAGUAAAAAAUAGAGUAAUACAUUGGAGUAAAACCUUACUCUAUGUUGGUGUUGCACCAUUUUGGAGUAAAAAAUAGGGUAAUACAUUGGAGAUGCUCUAAGGGGUCGGAUAUAUUUGUGAAUUUACAUAAAUUAUGUGAAAUGAACCGUUCCUUUGUACACAAUACUCGAUACUAGUUGACGGUAGUAUUGUAUUCAUGAAUCCAUAUGAGAGGAAGAUAAUAAAAUAGAAUAGAGUUUCGACUUUAGACUAAUAAAAGAGUGCGGAAUAAGUCAAACUCACUACUAGUUGAGAAAUCAAUAGAACACAAAAGUCAAAGACAGACAGACCGAAGAAGCAACUCAAGUUGUUUCUCUCUUCUUCCCUCCAAUCCAACGAUCUGUGGCCAUAUAAAACUAUUUUAAAAUAUUGACUUAAGGCGCAAGUUAGAGGUGCCUUUGUGGUGGUUGGUCUUUGUUUAUAAUAAUUUCACUAUAUGUGGAAGACAUUUUGGCUUACAUUAUUGAUCUUCUCUGUCUAUGGGGAUUAUUAAUCCGAAGAACUCGGAGAAAUAGAUAGAGAGAGAAAGAAAAAACUGGUAAAAGGGAAACAUUUGGAUUCUUUCUUGUGUAGGGAGAUUGGCCAAGCCCCUGGUAGAUACAAACCUCGAGGUACAUUCACUCAUAAAACAUUAGAGAAACACAGGGAAUCUUGACACUGAGACUCUUGAUCCCCAUCCUGAUAAUAAGUUGAUAUUGACAGUCCAACCAAGUCGAAACGCUAUAUCUUUUCUUAUUGACAACUUGUUCCACAGGACUACAUAUAAAAAGACCGGAGCCUAUUACGUGUCCAUGUACAAGGUUGACUAACUGUUUCAAUUUGGAGAUACAUAUAGAGAAUUGGUCAGAGCACAAGUAAUCUCGACAUCCUCCUCUCUUGUCCAAGUUCUCAGGUAAUUUUUUCUGUAUCUCUCUUCACCUUCACUUGAUCUUCUUCAUUUUCUUAUUUCCUUUUUUUUCCAUUAAGAGUAUCCCCAGCAGUGAUAACAAAUGGUGCUAUGUGGACUAUUCUCUCCUCUCAUGAAUUGCAUCAAACCAAGUUCCAACAAGAACAAUUCCCCGAGGUCCAAAUACUCAUCAGACCUCAAGUACUACACAUCCUCUUGCCAACAAGACUCCGACCUCAAAACCUUUGAUUCCUCCCUUCACAAGCGCACAAAUAGUGUCAUGAAGUUGCUCGCCGAUCAGGCCAAGUCCCAGUCUAUAUCCCAAGGCUCACUCAUGGAGGUCUACGAGUUUAUGCUCGACCUAAACCGAGAUGUAGUAAAGGAGAUCAUCGAAAGCAGAGAAGACGUCAGGAACAACAAAGACCUGACUUCUUUGGUCGAUGUCUACUUCAAAAACACCUCCAAGACUUUAGACUUCUGCAACACCGUCCAGAACUGCGUCAAGAUAGCAGAGAACAGCCGCCUCAUCAUCCGAUACGCGGUGAAGCAGUUCGAGGCAGAAUCCGAGGACGCAAACAAGAACAAGUACGCGAAAACCUUGGAGGAGCUGAAUAAGUUUAAAGCCGUGGGAGAUCCUUUCGACGGAGAGUUCUUGACUCAGUACGACUCGGUGUACGAGGAGCAGGUUCUGCUUCUGGAUGAAUUAGGUAAGCUGAGAGCAAAGCUCGAUAAGAAACAGAGGAAUCUAAAGACGUGGAGGAGACUGUCCAAUGUGGUUUUCAUAACUGCGUUCGUCUCCGUUCUUCUCUUAUCGGUGGCUGCAGCUGCACUGAGCGCACCGAUAGUGUUGACUGCGGUCGCCGCUGGACUGACCCCGUCGAUCGAGGUUGUCGGAAAAUGGAGUAACAAGAUGUGGAAGAAGUACGAAAAGGCUGUCAAGAGACAGAGGGGGUUGGUCUCGACGGUGGAGACGGGGGUGAAAGUUAACAGAAUAGCGACGGAUAGCAUAAAACUGGAAGUUGAAAAUCUGAGAAUAAGGUUGAAAUUUAUUCUGGAGACUGUUGAUUUUGCGGUGGAGAGAGGAGAAGAUGAGGAGGCGACGAGACUUGCGAUGCAAGAAAUCAAGAAGAAAGUAGAAGGGCUUACGGAGAAAAUCAAGGAAGUAGGGCAACAUACGGAUAGGUUCAGCAAAGUCAUUUCUUCGGAGAGACGUCUCGUCCUGCAGCACAUCCUCAGCUUACCCGCCAACUCCCUCUCAUAGAAAGGGUUCUUGCAAAAGAUGUUAUCAUCAAAAGUUGUUGAGCAGGUUUUUCACUUGAAAGGGCUGGUUUAAAUAAUAAACAUAUGUGUAUAUAGUUAUACAUUAAUCUUCUAUCUUGUGCUGAACCAGUAUGUUAACCCUCCAUCAAAAUCUGUAUCUCCCUUCCUUCUAAUGGUUGUCAGCCUAUUCCUCAUAUUCUUCUCAA